AUGGAAACAAACGCAAGCAUUGAUAAUCGAAAUAAAGAUAACAUAAAAGAUAGUUUAAACUCAAAAAUAUUGGAGAGUAAUAAAUAUGAUGAAAAUAUAGUUAAGCAUAACAAAAGUUCAUUAAUAUUAAGUAGACAAUUCUAUGGGAUAAUUGGGGGAAUAACUGCUGGAAUUUUGGGACUUCAAGGGAUAAAAGGGUUUCUCUUUUUUUCAGUAUUUACAUUAAUAGGAACAUUGAUGACAUUUUUUCAUAUUAAGAAUAAUUAUAAAUCAUUUUUUUCUAGUAAAUCAUGCAUAUUUCUGAGUGAUUUUUUUAGUGGACUUAUAUCUUUUAUUUUAUUUUGGACCCUAUCCUAUGACAUAAUAUACAUUUUUUAA
This is a messenger RNA of Plasmodium yoelii, 378 nucleotides long. Its product is annotated as ER membrane protein complex subunit 6, putative. The record is from RefSeq and is a predicted model, not a curated record. Lineage: Eukaryota; Apicomplexa; Aconoidasida; Haemosporida; Plasmodiidae. Bases 1 to 378 code for a protein of 125 amino acids. The transcript is spliced from 2 exons. Gene Ontology annotation, biological process: autophagosome assembly; protein folding in endoplasmic reticulum. Gene Ontology annotation, cellular component: EMC complex; membrane; endoplasmic reticulum.